Messenger RNA from Entrophospora candida, 150 nucleotides. The record is from the annotation of a GenBank genome assembly. Lineage: Eukaryota; Fungi; Glomeromycota; Glomeromycetes; Entrophosporales; Entrophosporaceae.
AUCGAAUUUGGAACAAUUGAUAGAAGUCGGCAACCAUAUGGAGGAUGCUCUGCUCUGGGAAUGCGCACUUUGAGUAUUUCACCUCAUUGCAUUUACAAGGGCUGUGCUUGUCGAAAUCCACCACUCUCACCAUACCCAAUUGCAAAUAAU